GCCUAGUUGGACAGUAUUGCCGACGGGUUCUCUUAUUGGCUGAAAGACGUGGGCGCUGUUUCAGUGUACAAACGAGUUCAAGUUCAGCGGGGACAGCUCCCUUUGGAGAAUGGUUGGCUAUGACCCUAACUCCAAGGGACAGCUGCUGUCUCCAUCAGAGGUAGCUACUGCUGGAUCCCUUUCAGGGCUGGUAACUAGAGCUAUGAUCAGCCCCCUGGAUGUUCUUAAGAUCCGCUUUCAGCUGCAAAUUGAGGACAUUUCUGCCCGGAGUGCUCAAGGGAAGUACCAAGGUAUCCUCCAAGCAGCCAAGCUCAUCCAGCAGGAAGAGGGUCUGCAAGGAUUCUGGAAGGGACAUAUCCCAGCCCAGCUCCUAUCAGUGUCUUAUGGGGCAGUGCAAUUUUUGAGCUUUGAACUGCUAACAGAAUUCUUCCACAACUCCACUUCGCUGGAUCCCCGUGGUCCUAUAGUACACUUCUUGUGUGGGGGACUUUCUGCCUGCUUUGCAACACUUACUGUGCAGCCCCUGGAUACACUGAGGACACGCUUUGCUGCUCAGGGAGAGCCCAAGGUAUACAGGCACCUACGUGAAGCAAUCCUUAACAUGUACAAGGCAGAGGGACCUAUGACGUUCUACCGUGGUUUGUGCCCCACCUUGAUGGCAGUUUUUCCAUAUGCUGGCCUUCAGUUCUCCUUCUACAACCUGUUGAAGAGGGCAUGGAAUUUUGUUCUGCCACAAAACCAGACAAAGAGUGGUGGAAUGGAUAACUUUAGGAAUCUGCUGUGCGGCAGUGGAGCAGGUGUGAUAAGUAAAACUGCCACUUAUCCCCUUGAUCUCUUCAAAAAGAGGCUCCAGAUUGGUGGAUUUGAGAAGGCAAGAAAGUCUUUUGGUGAGGUAAGAACAUACCGUGGUCUUGUGGACUGUGCAUGUCAAGUGAGGAAGGAGGAGGGAUACAAAGGCUUUUUUAAAGGACUUUCUCCAAGCUUGCUUAAGGCUGCAGUUUCUACUGGACUAACUUUUUUCUGUUACGAGAUGUUUUGUAGUCUACUGUUAAACAUGAAGAAAAAAAGAAAAACUGAAGGAAAUGCAAAAGAUUCAGCUUCUCCCUCCAAGAUCCAUCAGAAAUGAGACCACAAUCAAAUGAGGCAAACUAUUUGCUGUUCCUGUUGUGUUUUCUCACUCUACUUUUGGUCUAUCUGUCUUAUCUGUUUUUAUUCUAUUUGCCCACUAAAGGAGUGGCAAUAGAAUUAAAAUAUCUUGUUACGCACAAGAUUUGAUGCACAUUUGUUUGUUAAUGUUUUAUAUGUAAUGUAUUUAUAUAUGAGUAUAAAUUCACUUUGUAAUAUUUUAGGUUAACCCACCAUGAUUACUGAGCUCAAUGCCAAGGGUGUAAUUAUUGUGGUAUUUCUUGGACCUUUCUGUUACACAUUGUAGCCUAUUGUGACAGCAGAAUACAUUGGUAGGGUAGUGGAACAGACCAGUAAUGUCCAGACACUUAAUCAGUAACCGUG
This is a messenger RNA of Spea bombifrons (plains spadefoot toad), 1509 nucleotides long. RefSeq names its product solute carrier family 25 member 19 (gene SLC25A19). Gene Ontology annotation, cellular component: mitochondrial inner membrane. The transcript is spliced from 7 exons. Gene Ontology annotation, molecular function: thiamine transmembrane transporter activity. Lineage: Eukaryota; Metazoa; Chordata; Amphibia; Anura; Pelobatidae. The record is from RefSeq and is a predicted model, not a curated record. Gene Ontology annotation, biological process: thiamine pyrophosphate transmembrane transport. The coding region runs from base 110 to 1126 and encodes 338 amino acids.